AUGAGCAACCAAGAGUCAGAAUAUGUAAAGUUGAUUAGUAGUGAUGGAUUUGAGUUUAUUAUCCAUAGAGAAGCUGCUAUACGUUCUGGAACGAUUAAAAACAUGCUUUCUGGUCCAGUUCAAUUUAGAGAAUCAGUCGAGAAUGAAGUGACGUUUAGAGACAUCAAAGCAGUUAUUUUGGACGUCGUUUGUCGAUACUUGUAUUAUAAAUGGCACUAUGAAGGUUCAACUACAGAGAUUCCAGAAUUCAAAGUCGACCCAGAGAUUGUACUAGAAGUUCUCAUGACUGCCGACUUCUUGGAGUGUUAA
Molecule: messenger RNA, 309 nt
Organism: Rhizopus microsporus ATCC 52813
Lineage: Eukaryota; Fungi; Mucoromycota; Mucoromycetes; Mucorales; Rhizopodaceae
Product: POZ domain-containing protein
Exons: 3
Coding region: 1-309 (102 amino acids)
Biological process (GO): ubiquitin-dependent protein catabolic process
Cellular component (GO): elongin complex
Molecular function (GO): protein-macromolecule adaptor activity
Source: RefSeq, a predicted model, not a curated record